AUGACGACCCUUUCGACCGCCUUUGCUCGUUCCGGAGAUCAGCCGGCCGUGAUCGUGCCUGGGAAGCCAGCGCCGUUUAUCGCCAGCUAUGGGACACUCAGCGCCGACAUUGCAGCCUUCCAGGGGCAGCUGGCAAAGCUAGGCGUAGCCCAUGGUGCUGCUGUGUCCAUUGCCCUGACGAAUUCAUACGAGUUCAUCGUCUCGUUCCUUGCUAGUUCCUGGCAGCGGGCGAUCGCCGCGCCGCUCAACCCGGCAUACAAGCAGGAGGAAUUCGAGUUCUACAUCGACGACCUAAGCUCAUCUUUGGCCCUUGUUCCAAGGGGCGCAUAUGCACAGAACAGUGCUGCGGUGAGGGCGGCAAAGAAGUAUAAUGCUGCCAUUGCGGAGUGCUACUUCGACAGCGGUAAGGUAGUGCUGGAUGUCAAGGAACACGGCAAGCUGGCGGGAAAGGGAGGCCUGCAGGUCCAGACUGCUCAGCCAGAUGAUAUUGCUCUAGUUCUGCACACCAGUGGCACGACUGGCAGACCAAAGGCCGUGCCACUCACCCACCAGAACCUCACUAGAACUAUGAGAAACAUCCAGGCUACCUAUUCCCUUACGGGCGAUGACCGAACCUAUCUUGUCAUGCCUCUAUUCCACGUUCACGGACUACUCGCUGCUUUCCUUGCCCCGCUGCAGUCCGGAGGUUCUGUCGUUGUACCGCCCAAAUUCUCUGCCUCUGAGUUCUGGUCGGAUUUUAUCACCUACAAGGCCAAUUGGUAUACGGCAGUACCCACCAUACACCAGAUCCUGCUUAAGCAUCCAUUCCCAUCCCCGAUGCCGAAGAUCCGAUUCAUUCGCUCAUGUUCGUCACCGCUAUCUCCCAAGACGUUCCACGAAAUUGAGCGUGCGUUCAAUGCUCCUGUUCUGGAAGCAUAUGCCAUGACUGAAGCCUCUCAUCAAAUGACCAGCAAUCCACUACCACCGGGAAAGAGAAUGCCUGGAAGUGUUGGUAUUGGUCAAGGUGUGGAGGUCCGUAUCCUGGAUGACAAUGGCAAGGAAGUUCCCCAGGGCUCCGAGGGAGAGAUCUGUGUACGAGGUGAAAACGUCACCAAGGGCUAUCUCAACAACCCUGCUGCCAACAAAUCGUCCUUCACGAAGGAUGGCUUCUUCCGUACCGGCGACCAGGGUAAGAAGGACCAAGACGGCUACGUCUUUAUCACCGGUAGAAUCAAGGAGUUGAUCAACAAGGGCGGAGAGAAGAUCAGCCCCAUUGAGCUGGACAAUGUCAUCGCCCAGAAUCCGCAUGUCGCCGAAGCCGUCUCGUUCGCCAUCCCAGACAACAUGUACGGUGAGAACAUCGGCGUGGCUGUCGUUCUCAAGAAAAAGGGAAGCAUAUCAGACGACCAGCUGAAGUCUGAGAUUGCACCGAAAGUCGCUAAGUUCAAGGUUCCUCAGAGAGUGAGUAUACAACAGCCGCAAACAUGUUAA
Messenger RNA from Trichophyton benhamiae CBS 112371, 1470 nucleotides. Its product is annotated as NRPS-like enzyme, putative. Gene Ontology annotation, biological process: fatty acid metabolic process. Gene Ontology annotation, molecular function: medium-chain fatty acid-CoA ligase activity. The transcript is spliced from 2 exons. The record is from RefSeq and is a predicted model, not a curated record. NCBI's taxonomy places the organism in Eukaryota, Fungi, Ascomycota, Eurotiomycetes, Onygenales, Arthrodermataceae. The coding region runs from base 1 to 1470 and encodes 489 amino acids.